CAUUAUUGGAAUUUGGAAUCGAUCAUUUUGGAGGAUACAACGUAUCAAUUAUAUACAUUAUUUAUUUGAUUAUUGGAGUUUGUCUUUUAUCUUUCAUCAUUGAUUAUGGAUUUUCACGUGCAGAAUGUAUAAUUCUUCAAUCUCUAAACAAUUGUUCACCUUUGGUAUCCUAGGUAACAAAAUUAUUCAUUAAUUGAUUAUUUUCAUUGUGGAAAAGGCAUCCUAGUCAAUAAAUGGCAUAACAUUAAAAAUUCUGUAAUAGUUUGUUUGGAUUUAAAAUUAUAAGGUGUAUGCACACAAGUCAUUGAUUCUGUGACAAAGGGAAAAUCCACUGAUCUGAAUAACCUGAACAAAGUGUAAAUAAACUGAGGAACCUUUCUAUAGUAAAUGUUUAUAGUAGAGUGCUGAUUUAGUUACUAUAUGAUAACUUCAAGUUGUGCAAGAUUAUAAACACCUAUUAUCUACUCAUCAACAAGCAGCACAAUGAGACACUGUUAAAUAAUGUUAAGUCAACUUGGAUUUUUUGGAUGGUAUCCCAUUGCUUUUUAUAGAACGUUACUAUAAUUAGAGAGUAGAUUUGAAAACAACAUGUAAAUGAAUUUUGUAUAAUCAAAGUGACACCAGGGUGUUGAGUGGUUGGAGAAGGAUGGUUAAUGUUAUCUGCGAUUAUGUCCUCAAAUCACUUGUGUUUACCUUGAUAAUACAGGUUUUGUUUGAUGCCUGUCAGAACAAACAGAGUUGCCAAGUUCUAGCCAGUACCUCAACUUUUCGCCAAGAUCCAUGUGCUUUCACCUCUAAGUAUUUAAAGGUCAAAUACAAGUGUAGUCCUAGUGAUUUUAAGAACACAACAGUGUGUGAAAACCAACAGAUAAAUAUUCGUUGUGAAAGAUCUCAAAGAAUUGCAAUUUACUCAGUGUUAUUUGGUAGAGCUACAACAAAUACACCAAAGUGCUUAACAAAUGGUAUUGGCUAUGCAGAUUGUAAAUCAGCUACUGCCACAGAAGAAGUAAUGAAAAGAUGUCAUGGUCGUAAUCACUGCGUGAUAGAAGCUGAGGAGUAUGUGUUUGGUAACCCAUGUCCUCCGGGUGUACAAAAAUACCUUUCCAUAUCUUAUACAUGUGUGCCAAAGAAGAUUUUAAAGGACAGAUUAAGACACCAUGGAAAAAAUGGUUUUCACAGAAAGAAAAAAAGAAAGAAGAAAAAGCCAGAUAAAAAAGAAACAAGUUCAAGCAUUCCAGAAACUGUUACCUUUAUAGAAAAAGUGCUAAAUACUGAGGCCCCUGUAAAUAAUAAUAAUAAUAUGUAUCCAGCAGAUGAUGCACAGCAACAAGACCUUGUGAGGAAGGGAGAGUUGCAAGUAAAUCCAAACAAAUCCUCCAAGACUCAGGAGGAGGAGGAGAAAUCCAAUAUCUCUACAGUGCUAUGUAUAAAUACUACAAUCAAAUCUACAGUUAGUCAGGGAAACAAUGGUGCUAUUGGACUGGUAACGGACUGGUUCAAUUCUUUUUACUUCAUCUCUAAAAAUGAAGAAAAAGCAAUUCUUUAUCUUGUGAUUGGUGUUUGUUUUGGAAUAAUUUGUCUCUUAAUUGUGGUUGUGAUAAAACUGAUAAUCAGAAACAAACGUCAACGUAAAUCAAAGCUGGACGUAACGGACCCAGUACAUAGUAAUCCACCUCCCCCACCAAAUCAUACCGAGGUUCCAACUAUGUCUCGGACUGACUCUGUAGACAGGAUAGAAGUUGUUAGGUUUGAACCUCGUGGAACUUUUAGAAAUGGUGAACGUUACAGACCACGUAGCAUUAGAAAUCUCGAUAGUGACGAUCCAUUUGAUUCUCCCCAUGUAGAUCAUGGAGAUCCUUUUCAGCGACGAGGGACAUUAUUAAGUCUUGAUCAGAAUGACAGAGUGAUAAACAACUAUUAUGGCUAAGUCACAUGAUAUUAAGGUGCUCUUUUUUUAAUCUGUGUAACAGUUCAGAUUGUAAUGUAGUGAUUGGAAUGUUAUAGUAAAUGUGUGCAAUGAUCUGAUGUGAAAACUAUAUCUGAAUAUUUGAUGGUUGUAGCUUGAUCAAAACUUUAUUUGUACAAGUGACUAAAAGUUCAAAUUUGGAGUUUGUGUAUGCAUUGAUGGAUAUUUCAUGUUUUGUUUGUUACUGUGUGUUUGGAAAUAUUUUUAACAAAUUGCAAUAAUAUACAUUUAUUUUAGGGUAACAAAGAAAGUUUACAUGUAUUUGAGAAGCAUCUUAAAUUUUUUGUUGUUGUGUAUCUACAUUUUCUGUCUUCAAAUUUUGUACUUUUCAAAAAAUAUUCUUUUGUUAUUUAUCAUUACAAGUAUGCAAGACAAUUCAGAUCUAGUUGAAGUUUUUUAGUUCAUUCAAGACAUUCUUAAAACUGUUAAUUCAGAUUUUUUUUUCAAUACAUGAGUUUAGUAUCAAGAAACCUUAAACUUAAAUUUUAGCAUUAAUUUUGUCAGAAGUUUUUUUCAUAGAGAGUAGUUCUUAUUUAUUCAUGUAGGUAUGACCAUGAAGUUAACAUGAGGCAAUAAAUGUCAAUAUUUUAUACAUUAGUUAAAAGAUACCAUGAAAUAUAUGUGACAACGAAUACAAGAACUCUAUACCUCAAAUGAAAAUGUCUGAUUGAAAGAAUGUUUUAUAAUCUAUAUUCACCAUACUGUCAAUGGCUGUAUCAAAUAAAGGGCAAACUGUUAAUUCCGUUCUUUUAAAACUAUUUAAUAAAUAUACAUGUACAACCAAAGUUCAAUGUUUGAACUACAUACUAUGUAUUUUGCAUUUAGAUCUAGAGUAGAUAUGGAAAUAAUUCCAUAUAAUUUGAAAUAGGGCAGUGUAUUUGAAUACAAUGUGUUUUGGACUUUGUGAGUCUCUUUCUUAGUUAGAAACAUAUUUGACCCCUGCUGCUGUGUUUCUAAAUAGAAUUAUUUUUGGGUUUACAAAGGGAUCAUGUCUACCCUCUUCUUUUUGUCAAAACUAUUAAUUUGUUCUGCCUUCUUGUUUCCAUGUCAUACAUUCACAAUUUAUUGCCCAUUUCCUAAAGUUGUUUUGGCCAUGUUGCAACAUCACUUCAACAUCACAUCUUUAAGAGCAGAUUCAUAGCUGAUACAUGCAUAAAAGAUAGGUCAAUACCCUUUAUUUGUACUGCAUUCUAGGAUUUAGUAUAUUCUUCACAUACCAUAAUUUAAGUACCUGUGACACAAAUAUGAUGUUCUGGCCUUGACUAAAGUAUCUCAUAUUGAAAUGGCUUCCAAGUCUAAAGUUUUGUAGUACAGAUUUUGAUCUGUGUAAAGCUUCACACAACUGUUACCCAUGAUCAAAGUUUGUGUUUUGACCUUGAUACAAUGUCAUAUCUGUAAGGCCAAGGUCAGAUAAAAAAAAAGAAUCCGGUUAGGGCAAUAUUUGUGUACUAUGUUCUUAGAUCCAAAUAAAACCUCGGUGAGUAAAGUUUAAGAACCAAGGUCAAAUUAGUUGGUUAAGGUUACAGCAAUAACGCUUGAAAUAAUGUCAGUCUUAUCAAAUUUCGUUUCAUUUUGCUAAAGCAAAUGGUGGUGAAAUCAUUCUACUGUAAAACAGAUAAAAAAGAUUAAGUUUGAUGUAACAUCUCAUUUUGUGUUUUAUAAUAUGAAAUUCUAUUUUGUGUAUGUUGUUAUAUGCAUGUAUGUUAUUUAUAUAUGUGAAUGAACAAAUUCUUCCAUUUUACAUUUAGUUAUGGCAGCAUUUUUAUACAUAUCUCACUGCUUUUAAACUUUAUAUAUUAAGAUCAUUUUAGCUUAUUUGUUAUGAAUUAUGAAAGAAAGUUUUUAAGUACAUUAAAUUUUAUUUUAUGUUUACAGUUUUUGCAAUGUAUUUCUAUUUUCAUUUCAUGAUGUUUUUUUACCAAAGCUAUUUUAUAAAAUAUUCUACACAAUAAUUUUUUUCAUACUUUAAUGAUGUCACUGAGCAGUUUCUCUUGCAGUUUAAAUCAUGAAAAAAAUACAUAACUUUAAACUAUUUGUAAUGUUGACUAAAUUUCAUAUUUUAGAUUUUAUUAAAGUUAUGUUCUUAGUUGGGACGUAAAAAUAAUUAGCAUAACUAGUUCAUAAUUUCACAGUUUGUUUAAAUAUAAGGUUGUUCAUGUAUAAAUUUGAAAUAAAAGCUAUUCAUAAAUGAGGUUACUUUUUACGAAGAUUUUAUUAUAUAUUAAAAAAAACAUAUUUAUGAAAACUUAUUAUUUGAAAUUGAUAUAAAUUAGUAAAAAUAAAGGUAAAUUGGUUUGCUUGGUUUUUUUUUACAGUUGAAAUAUUUGAAAAACAUGAAUAGAAAAAAAAAUGUUUGAGUUUUAGUAAGAAAUGAUAAGGGUAGAGAGUUGUCCUAGAUAUGCAUGAAAUAUUUGUCACUGGACAUACAACAGUCAUUCAAUCAAUCAUUUAGGAUAGAAAGAAUGUUAAAAAAUUUACAAAUUAUAUAGAUGGAGCAAUAUCUGAAAAUAUUUUUGAAUUAAUGAAACAGGAUAAUUUUUUUUACUGCUGAUUCGGUCAUCAUCAAUGUUGUCAUGCAUUUUGUAAACAGGAUGCAAUUUUUGAAUUCAUAAAAGGGGGAAAUUUGCAUUACUGCAGAUUUGGUCAUUAUCAUCAUUGUUGUAAAACACUAUGUAUUUAACUCUUAUAUUAGAACUUUCUUAAGAUAAAAAAUGCCUAUAUGUUAUGUAAUGGUAGCUUAUUGUAAAUACACUAAUUUUCACACCAGGGCACCUAUUCAUCUAUCUACUAGUCAGGUCUAUGAAGAGUUACCUGCCCAUUUUAUGAAAUCAUUUUUGUUAUGUAUAUAUUGUACAGCCCAUUAAUUUAUAUUUAUAUAUACAAGGAUGCAAUAUAUAUAUAUUUUUGUGUAUUUUGAAUUAAAAUUCUGUUAAUGAG
Messenger RNA from Mytilus californianus (California mussel), 4903 nucleotides. Its product is annotated as protein eva-1-like. The transcript is spliced from 7 exons. Gene Ontology annotation, molecular function: carbohydrate binding. Bases 647 to 1927 code for a protein of 426 amino acids. The record is from RefSeq and is a predicted model, not a curated record. NCBI's taxonomy places the organism in Eukaryota, Metazoa, Mollusca, Bivalvia, Mytilida, Mytilidae.